Molecule: messenger RNA, 1013 nt
Organism: Phalacrocorax carbo (great cormorant)
Lineage: Eukaryota; Metazoa; Chordata; Aves; Suliformes; Phalacrocoracidae
Source: RefSeq, a predicted model, not a curated record
UUUGCAUAUUAUUAAUAAACAGCAUAUAUGAGCCUUUUCCACCGAGGCCAGCACUCAGAGGAACUCCUGUGCACUGAGGAAAGGACCACAUAUCCCUUCACCAGAGGAUCCAGCAUGCCACAGUACAAGCUGACGUACUUCAAUCUGCGAGGACGAGCAGAAAUCAGCCGCUACCUGUUUGCCUAUUCGGGCAAGAAGUAUGAAGACCACAGGAUAGAAGCAGCAGACUGGCCCAAAAUCAAGCCAACUAUCCCGUUUGGCAAAAUCCCCAUUCUGGAAGUAGACGGAGUUAUCAUUCACCAGAGCCUGGCAAUAGCAAGAUACCUUGCCAGAGAUUCAGGUCUGGCAGGUCAGACGCCCGUGGAACAGGCUCUAGCUGAUGCCAUCGUAGACACCAUAGAUGAUUUCAUGACGCUGUUCCCUUGGGCAGAGAAAAACCAGGAUGUGAGAAAACAAGCAUUUGAUGAUAUCCUCACCAACAAAGCACCUGAAUUACUGAAAGAUUUGGAUACUUUCUUAGGGGACAACAACUGGCUGGUAGGGAAGUCUGUAACAUGGGCUGAUUUCUACUGGGACGUGUGCAGCACGACGCUUCUAUCUCUUAAACCUGACCUGGCAGACAACUACCCCAGGCUUCUGGCUCUCAGAGAGAGAGUGCAAGCACUUCCAGCUAUUGCAGCCUGGAUCCAGAAAAGACCAAAGACUAUAAUGUAGAUUAGCUGUUCAGACUGGAAAACACAAAUGUUUUGUUUUCAACAUGACAAGCAUCCUAAAUUAUUAAUCUUAGCAUCAUUUAAGUUACUGUCAGAUGGGUGUGCUAUACCAAAUCAAAAUCUACCACUCGUAUCCCUUUAUAGGAGAGAAUCUAAAAAGCUGAUCUAGCAGAACAGAGCCUAAAGGAAAGGCAUUGUUUCCAACCACAUUCCCCCUACUACUAAUAAAAUGCUUGAUCUACCCAAUUAAAGUUCAUUGGGCUCUCAAAGGGAGCAAAGAUGAAUAAACCUUCCCGGAGA